Messenger RNA from Lathyrus oleraceus (garden pea), 4472 nucleotides. RefSeq names its product disease resistance protein RPV1. Bases 249 to 3542 code for a protein of 1097 amino acids. Lineage: Eukaryota; Viridiplantae; Streptophyta; Magnoliopsida; Fabales; Fabaceae. The transcript has 9 exons. Gene Ontology annotation, biological process: defense response; signal transduction. The record is from RefSeq and is a predicted model, not a curated record. Gene Ontology annotation, molecular function: ADP binding.
UGUGACGCCACUCCCCAAAUUUUCUCAUUUCUAACUUGUUUCCACCUAUAUUCCUCUAUAACCAUCACAUUUGCCUGUUGACCCAAGACGGUAACCGUGACGACUUUAAACUUCACACAAUUGCUUAUCUUUUCCCUCUUUUUAAUUUUCUUUCUUUCUGAAAUUGAUCGCUACUUUGGGUUUUUAACCCGUUUAUACAAAGGUUUCGCCCUCGCCUUUUCUUUUCCGCCGUUAUCCGAUCCAUUAAAAUGGAGAAUGAAAAGCCUUCCUCAUCCUCAUCAAAGUUGGGGUUUCCAACUAUGGAACAAGGUGAUUUGCCAGAGAUAGUUAAUGAGCCGGAACCGGAACUGGUACGGAAACCUGAACACGUAUGGAUCCAUGACGUGUUCUUAAGUUUCAGAGGAGAAGAUACUCGUGCUUGCUUCACUUCACAUCUCUACACCGCUCUUCAGAAUGCAGGAAUUAAGGUUUUUAUUGACGAUAAUGACCUUCAAAGAGGAGAUCACAUUUCACUAUCAUUAUCACUAGCAAUCCAGCAGUCUCAGAUUGCUAUAAUUGUUUUCUCUAUAAAUUAUGCUGAUUCACGAUGGUGUCUAGAUGAAUUGGAAAAAAUAAUGGAGUGUCGUAGAGCCAUAGGGCAGGUAGUUGUGCCAGUGUUUUACCAUCUAGAUCCCUCUGAAGUGCGAAAUCAGAGGGGUGAAUUUGGAGUAGCUUUUCAACGGCUUUUGUAUAAAAUUACAAACGAGGUAGAGAUUAAUCGGGCAUGGAAGUUGGUGAUAAGUUGGAGAGACGCCCUUCGUGAGGCAGCUAGCAUCGCCGGCUUUGUAAUACUAAACUCCAAGAAUGAAAGUGAAGAUAUCAAAAGAAUUGUUGACAAAGUUUCACAUUUACUCAACAAGACAGACUUGUUCGUUGCCCUUAAUCCUGUGGGAGUUGAAUCUCGAGUGCAAGAGGUCAUUCAACUUCUACCCAUUCAAUCAAAUGAAGUUCUAUUUCUAGGGAUGUGGGGCAUGGGGGGAAUUGGUAAAACAACCAUUGCAAAAGCCAUUUACAAUAAAAUUGGCCGCAAUUUUGAAGGUAGGAGCUUCAUUUCAAAUCUUAGGGAAAACGGGAAGAAUAUUGCUGGACUAGUGGGUUUCCAAGAGCAACUUCUGUAUGAUAUUUUCAAAGAAACGACAAUUAAAAUACCAAACAUUGAGUCAGGAAUAAACACAUUAAAGCAUAAACUUUGCCGUAAGAAAGUACUUAUUGUACUUGAUGAUGUGAAUUCGUUAGACCAACUGAAAACUUUCUGUGGAAGUCGUAAAUGGUUUGGUCCAGGGAGUAUAAUAAUCAUCACAUCGAGAGAUAUGCUUUUACUUAGAGGGAGAGUUCACAUUAUAUACAAAAUGUCAACAAUGAAUGAAAGUGAAUCAAUUGAACUUUUUAGUUGGAAUGCAUUCAUGCAAGCGUGUCCUAAGAGAGGUUUUGUUAACAUUUCCAAAAACGUAGUUGAAUAUUCUGGGGGAUUGCCGCUAGCUCUCGAAGUCCUUGGGUCUAAUUUGCUUAAUAAGAUGAAAUCCGAGUGGGAACUUGUAUUGGAGAAACUCAAAAGAAUUCCCAAUAGUGAAGUGCAUAAGAAGUUAAGAAUAAGUUAUGAUGGUUUAGAUGAUGAUGAUGAGAAAGAAAUAUUUCUUGACAUAGCUUGUUUCUUUAUUGGGAUGGACAAAAAUGAUGUUAUACUUGUAUUGAAUGACUGUGGACGUUCUGCAGAAGUUGGAAUAAGCAUCCUUGUUGAGCGUAGCCUUGUGACUAUCGAUGAUAAGAACAUGAUUGGAAUGCAUGAUUUGGUGCGAGAUAUGGGAAGAGAAAUCGUCCGUGAGGAAUCACCAAGGGAGCCUGAAAAACGUAGCAGGUUGUGGUUUCACGAGGAUGUGAUAGACAUAUUAUCAAGACAAAGCGGAAAAAAAUGUGUUAUGGGACUGGCUUUGAAGCUGCCUAGUGCAAAUGCAAAAUGUUUUAGCACCAAAGCAUUUCAGAAGAUGAAAAGGCUCAAAUUGCUUCAACUUGCUGAAGUAAAAUUUGAUGGAGAUUUUGAAUAUGUUUCAAGAGAUCUAAGAUGGCUGUCAUGGAAUGGAUUAAGUCACAUACCUACAAACUUCCAUCUAGAAAAUUUGGUUUCUAUUGAGUUAGAGAACAAUAAUGUCGAACUUCUAUGGAAUAAGACUCUGAGGAUGGAGAAGCUAAAAAUUCUCAAUCUUAGUCAUUCUCACCAUCUCACCCAAAGCCCUGACUUUUCAAACAUGCCUAAUCUUGAAAAGAUAGUACUCAAAGAUUGUCCAUUGUUGUCUGAGGUUUCUCCUACCAUUGGACAUCUCAGUAAAAUUCUUUUGAUAGAUUUAGAAGACUGUAUUAGCUUAUGUAGCCUCCCAAGAAGCAUCUAUAAGUUGAAAUCUCUGAAAACUCUCAUUCUUUCGGGUUGUUUAAAGAUUGAAAAGUUGGAAGAAGACUUGAAACAAAUGGAAUCUUCAUCCAGAGUGCCCUUUUCAGUGAUAGGGUCCAAAAGCAUUGGAUAUAUUUCUCUGUGGAGCUAUGAAGGAUUUUCACAUAAUCUGUUUCCAUCUAUAAUUUGGUCUUGGAUGUCACCAACAAAUAAUCUCCCAUCCCAAUUUCAAACUUCUACUAUCAUACCACCUCUCGUUGUUUUAGAUGUACCACAUAGUAGUUCCCAGGAACUAUCAUCAAUUUCUAAGUACCUUCCAAGUCUUAGAAGUCUUUGGGUGGAGUGCAAAUCUGAAGAUCAACUUGCUUUACAAACUAAAAUAAUUUUGAAUGCUUUAUAUGCCACAGUUUCUAAGGAUUUGGAAUCAACUGCAACUACAUCACAAGUAUCAAAUAGUAGUACUCGUACAUUAAUUCAAUGUUGUAGUCAAGUGCAUGUUUCGGGAUCAAAACAUUGGUUGAAGUCUAUUUUCAUUCAAAUGGGAGUGAAUUGCCAAGUCACCAAUGGUUUGAAAGAGAAAAUUUUACAGAAUAUGGAUGUCAAUGGGAGCGAAGGUUGUUUGUUCCCCGGUGAUAGUUAUCCAGAUUGGUUAACCUUUAAUUCUGAAGGUUCCUCGGUAGAUUUUACAGUCCCUCAAGUGGAUGGGCGUAACUUGAAGACAAUGAUGUGUAUCAUCUAUACUUCCACCCCAGAUAACAUAACAACAUACGGCCUUAAAAAUGUGUUGGUAAACAAUUACACAAAGGCCACCAUUCAGCUCUAUAAGGGAGAGGCACUAGUCUCCUUUGAAGAUGAAGAGAGUCGGAGAGUAGUAUCAAGUUUAGAACCCGGUAACAAAGUGGAGGUCGUGUUUGUUUUUGAGAACAGUGUCAUUGUGAAGAAGAUAGCAGUUUAUCUUGUAUACGAUAAACCAACUAAGAAGAUAUAUCAUUUACCAGAUUUGAAUGCCAUUGCUUGUAGUGAUGAUGAAAAUGAAUGCUCUACCAUGAGAUUUCAUACUCAAGAAGAGCCUUCAUAUGACUUCAAUCAGAAUAGAAAGAAGAAAAAUCGAGUGGAAUGAAUCAAUGGAAACUGGUAAAUAUUGUUCAUGCACAAAUUCUACCUUACUCUACAUUUUUCUAACUCAGAGGCUUGCUGCAUACUUAGUCUUUCACACUGCAAAUUCCACAUUAUCGGAAAACUGACCUUGUGCGGGAAGAAUGCAUUGCAAAAAUGAUGCCGGUAUCAUUUGUUGAUCUCAGCUCUGAUGGGUCUGGUCAAAUUCUGUCCGAACUUAUUAAGGACACGCUUCAGAAAUACAGAUUCCCUUUGGUGGAGGGACCUCAUAGCUCUCGGGAGUAAUGUGGCAGUAGGGACUGAUUGGUUUCAUGAUGGAAUUGCUUGUAAAAUUGGUGCAGUGCAGGAUAUGUUUUCCUCAUCCUCAUCGAAUAACAGUUGGCACAUCCACUGCAGACCAGAAAUUAUGCAGAUUGAAGCUAGAAUGCAGCUGGAAGAAUUGUACUGUAUUCUGCUUGAUGUUCGGCUGGAGCAGUGUCGUGAGGACCGGUUUGUGUGGCUGCAUAAUUCUGAUGGAAUUUACUCAGUAAACGGGUAUGCCUGCCCAAUUUAGAUCCGUCUCGCAAAAGCCCACAAAAAAAAUGGGAUGGGGUGGGGCGGGCAUACUUGAGGAUGCGGCCUAAAAUCUUUGCCCGUCCUGCACUAAAUGUGAGGGGCGGGCCCGUGGGCAUUGCACCUUUUAGGUCUAAAAAUACAAAGAUUCAUGUAAUUACGUGUCUGUGAGAAAAGCGGGGCGGAACGGGCACAUUUGAGAGUGCGGACUUAAACUCUUGGUCCGUCCCGCACUUUAAAACGGACAUGUCUAACGGAUCGGACCCGUUUUGUUAUCCCUACUUAUGAAUACACAAAUUUAAACACACAAUUGUAUGAGUGUCACAGAGAUAUCAUAUUACAUCUCUUUUAUUAUAAAUUAAUUAUCACCCAGUUAAUUUCA